Gadus macrocephalus (Pacific cod) is the source of this 1921-nucleotide messenger RNA. RefSeq names its product adrenomedullin 2a (gene adm2a). Gene Ontology annotation, cellular component: extracellular region. Gene Ontology annotation, molecular function: hormone activity. The transcript has 3 exons. Gene Ontology annotation, biological process: regulation of systemic arterial blood pressure; positive regulation of heart rate; adenylate cyclase-activating G protein-coupled receptor signaling pathway. The record is from RefSeq and is a predicted model, not a curated record. The coding region runs from base 270 to 803 and encodes 177 amino acids. Lineage: Eukaryota; Metazoa; Chordata; Actinopteri; Gadiformes; Gadidae.
AUUAUAAAGACAACCUCGCGCUCAGCACGCACCAGUAGGACCUUGACUCUGACCAGUGCGUCUUUUUAUCCGUGGGACAGCAAUUUACUCCGAGUUCCGUUCAAUACCUGCUGAAAAGGUCUCACCGGAAAAACUCGAAGAACUGUUCGGACUCCGAUCCAACACGACCCCCUCAGACCCGGUUCUUCCCUCUCGCGGGAUCUGAAGACCAGCGACCCGGUUCUGGUUCCUCCCCUUGGUGUCCCCAGGGUCCCGUAUCUGGCCCCGAGAUGCGAUCUCUUCUCCCGCUCACCGUGUAUUGCAUCAGCCUUCUCACCCUCCAGCCGCAUUCACUUCAGGCUGUGCCGGUCGCAGAUCACCCUGUCACGGACAGAUCAGACCUCCUUCAGAGGCAGGGUGUCCAGUCCGACACGGAGGCCCUGGUUCCAGAGGCCAACUCGGACGUCUCCCCCGCCACGCCGUCUCCCGCCGUCCGCCGCCCCUCGGAAUCGCUGGCGGAAUCCCUCAAGCGCGUGGCGUCCGCCAACGCCAGAGCGGCGGUGCCGAGUCUGGCGUGGGCGCGACCGGACUCGGGUCGCCGGAUCCUUCGCCGGUCGCUGAGAACCCGCCGGAACGCCCAUCACCGCCAGCACCACCGCCACCACCACCACAACUCGCCGCACAGCAAGUCCAACAAGGACGGCUGCCCCCUGGGCACCUGCUCGGUACACAACCUCAGCCACCGGCUCUACCAGCUCAUUGGCCAGAGUGGCCGAGAAGACUCCCCCAAGGUGAACCCCAUGAGCCCCCAUAGCUUCGGAUGAUCCCGGGCUGCGGGUCCUCCCUUUUCAAACGCCUACAGCUACAGCCUGUUCGUAUCUCCAGAUAUUUAUCUCUUAAUGUAUUCCGAUAGCCUUUUGCAUUUGAAGCCCGGCGUAGUCUGCAGCCCAUGUAUUCCUAUGAAAUGACUCAAACCGUUGUGGUCAUCUCGCUCCUCCCCAGUUUUUCGUAAAGGACCAAUUUUUAAGCCGUUCCAAAGCUGCUCCUGGACUCCGCUCACCCCCGUGUGAAUUCACACCUUCCCACUGAUGUUUAGCUCUCGUUGAAGUCUCUUCAUCACUCUCAAGGACAUCAGAAGGCCUCCAGUGACUCUAAUCCAUUCAUUCUCUCACUCCAAAUUGCUGCCCCCCCACCUUCAAAAUAAUCUCUGCUGACCUCUUCGUCGCUGGCUAAGCAGCUCACGGUUCAUUGAUCAAAAAAGUAAACAUCACCCCCCCCCACACACACACACACCCACACACACACAUAGCCUCCUCCCCCUCCUUACCCCUGAAUGUGAAUUUCAACAUGGAGUAGCAUUUGGAGGGUUUGCCAUGACCUACAUAUUCCGAAGGAUCUGCGUUUUUCUCCAGAUUCCGAACUAACCCGUUACCUCGUGAACUGUUCACAUCCCGACUGCACCUGUCUCCCUACUCCAGGGGAAUCAUCUGGACUUUCUGUGAUGUUACUUGUUUUCUGACCAAACCCACUGCUCAAUGCAACCCUGACGAGUUCAGACUCAUCAGCAUUCAUCAGGACUUUCAUCAGGACUAUGGUUAAAAAUGUUCCACUUGGCAGUGACUGUUAUGACGAACGACAGAAAAAAGUCAACGCAAAUCAUAUUUUUAGUAUUUUUUUUUGGCACGGCCUUGACACUCAAUCUCAGAACGUGCUCCCAUGGUAUCGCUUUUCCCAGUUGCCCUGCGACGGUGGACUGGCCGGCGCGACAGGUGGCAAAGUGGGCCGAAGGACAUAUUACCCCCGGACCCCCCUUUCACGUGCUUCAUAAGUGCCUCCUGUAAGUUGGGAAUUAAAAGGUUGACAGAGGUUUAAUAAUAACUAAUCGCAUCACUUCAGUCAUAUGUACCGCCAUAGCAGUGGGGGAUAAGGCGGGGUGCCAGAC